UGCCUCUCGUCCUAUAUAAGCCACGCCACGAUCGCUGCAGAUCCGUCAGAAGCUGCUAGGCAUUCAGAGCUAGCUAGCUCCUGGUUUACUGAAACCGACGAGUCCAAGUCUCCCGUGGUGGUGUUGUCUACCGAGCUGAGCGGAGAUGGACAGAGUCCUCACGUUGUUCGUCGUCGUAGCGGCGGCGUUCUUCGCGCCGGCGAAGGGCUGGAACUACGGGACGGCGACGUUCUACGGCGGGGCCGACGCCUCCGGCACGAUGGGUGGCGCGUGCGGGUACGGGAACCUGUACCAGGCGGGGUACGGGACGAACACGGCGGCGCUGAGCUCGGUGCUGUUCAACAACGGCGCGGCGUGCGGGCAGUGCUACCUGAUCAUGUGCGACAGCAACGCGUCGCCAUGGUGCAAGGGCGGCGCCGCGGUGACCAUCACGGCCACCAACUUCUGCCCGCCCAACUGGGCACAGCCCAGCAACCGCGGCGGCUGGUGCAACCCGCCGCGCCCCCACUUCGACAUGGCGCAGCCCGCCUGGGAGCGCAUCGGCGUCUACAAGGCCGGCAUCAUCCCCGUCCUCUACCAGCAGGUGACGUGCUGGAGGCAGGGAGGGAUCCGGAUCACCAUCGGAGGGUCCACGUUCUUCCAGCUGGUGAACUUCGCGAACGUGGCCGGGAGCGGCUCGAUCCGGUCCGUGUCGGUGAAGGGGACCAAGACGGGGUGGAUCGCGCUGAACCGCAACUGGGGCGCCAACUGGCAGUGCAACUCGGCGCUCGUCGGCCAGGAGCUCUCCUUCAUCGUCACCUCCAACGGCGGCCAGACGCUCUACCUCAACAACGUCGUGCCGGCGUGGUGGCGGUUCGGCAUGGCCUUCGCCAGCAACUAUAACUUCUACUACUGAUCGAUAGCUAGCUCGAGUGGGGCCAGGCGCAGGGGUGCUUUUGGUUGUAUGGAUGACGUCAAUUUGUUCGUUCCUUUUUUGGGGCCGGGGUUACUUUGUACAUGUACAUCUUGUUAUGAGAAAAGAAAUAUAUUGAUCAUUUCAGUAAA
This is a messenger RNA of Panicum hallii, 1044 nucleotides long. Its product is annotated as expansin-A25-like. Lineage: Eukaryota; Viridiplantae; Streptophyta; Magnoliopsida; Poales; Poaceae. Gene Ontology annotation, cellular component: extracellular region. Gene Ontology annotation, biological process: plant-type cell wall organization. Bases 146 to 895 code for a protein of 249 amino acids. The record is from RefSeq and is a predicted model, not a curated record. The transcript is spliced from 3 exons.